GGAGGACAACCACAUGCUUAAAUGUACUCGAAUCAAAGACCUCAAACAUAAAAAUAGUCAAAUCAAAAAUCAAAAACAUACUUCCUUAGAACCUCCAAAACAAAACAAAAAUUAAACCUCAAACAUAUCAGUUCUUCAGAUUCUACCAUAGUUACAAAACUAAGAAAACAAAAACACAACAAAAGCAAAUAUGAUGCUACUAUUUAAACCGUCUUCAACUCUAGGAAGAAGGUUAAAACCACGUCCAUACCAAAGCUUCUCUGAGUCUCUUCUAAUGGAUAGUAUUGAAGCAGCUGAAACUCUCACACGUAAAUGGAUAUCUCCCAAUCUAUCUAGUUCAUCUUCUUGCUCCCUCUCCUCGAUUUUCUCCACCGAAAAUCGCGUAGAAGGACGACGAUUCAUCGAGGUUAUCAACAGCUUACAAUACGCGAUUCAAGGAGUGGUCUUGGUGAAUCCUGAAUCACCAAAACUCACUCGAGCCCAUAAUCUUGUAACAAUCGCUAUGAAACAGUUGGAAAAGGAGUUUUACCGGAUUUUAAAAUCGAAUCGACGGAAUCUUGAUCCCGAAUCCGUUCGAUCUUCCCCAUCUUUCAAUGCAAGGAAUAAAGUGUCGAUUUAUUCCCAAGUUCCUAAAUCUGAAGAAGCUGAUGUUAUGACGGAUUUGAAAAUGAUCUCUGAUUGUAUGAUAUCAUCGGGUUACGAAAACGAAUGUAUCAAGAUUUACAAGAAGAUAAGAGGAUCAAUUAUGGUUGAAGCAUUGAGUAACUUAGGGUUUGAGAAUCUAAGUUUUGGAAAGAUUCAAAAAUUGGAUUGGGAUAGUAUGGAGAAGAACAUCAAGAAAUGGUUAGAAGCUACGAAAGUCCUUAUCGCGAAUUUGUUCGAGGGAGAAAGAAUCCUUUGCGAUCACGUUUUCUCGCCGUCUGUUUCCGUAGCCGAGUCUUGCUUCACGGAGAUUACGUUAGAUAGUGCUUUAACUCUCUUUAUCUUCCCAGUGAGUGUUGCAAGAUGUAAAAAAACCGUCGAGAAAAUCUUCCUUACUCUCGAUAUUUACCAAACGAUAUCGCAGCUUAUGCCCCAAAUUGAAGAGAUUUUCAGUUAUGAUUCGACUUCUGCAGUUCGAUUACAAGCCGCUGAUUCUCUUAAGAAUCUUGGUGAAGAGAUUAAUUCAAUGGUGGCUGAAUUCGAAGCUUCGAUUACGAAAGAAUCUUCGAAAUCUCCAAUCCCUGGAGGCGGAGUUCAUCAGCUCACAAGGUACGUAAUGAAUUUCAUCGUUUUCCUCGCGGAUUACCAUGAAUGUCUAGCUGGAGUUCUAACUGAAUCGACGUUGCCAUUACCGGAAGAUUACUUUGGGAACAAUGACGAAGAUAACAAGGACGGAGAAACCAGAUCUUCAUCUUCUUCUACGGUAACCACAAGAAUUGCAUGGCUAAUCCUCGUAUUGCUCUGUAAAAUCGAUACGAAAUCUCGAAUGUACAACGACAUGGCUCUUUCAUAUCUCUUCCUAGCCAACAAUCUGCAUUACGUGAUCUCCAAGGUACGUACAUCGAAUCUGAGGGUUGUGCUUGGCGACGAAUGGGUAACGAAUCACGAAGGGAAAGUUACUCAAUACCUCGAAAAAUACGAGAAAAUCGCUUGGGGAGAAGUGAUUAUGUCGCUUUCCGAUUCAAACGAAGAAAUGCUCAAAGAAAACGUGGCGAAAGAGCGGUUAAAGCGGUUCAACGACGCGUUCGAGGAAGCGUUUCAGAAACAGAGCGAAUGGGUAGCACCGGAUUCGAAACUAAGAAACGAUUUAAAAGAUUCCGUGACGAAGAAGUUAACGUCUGUCGCGACGUCGUUUUAUGCAAAGUACCACGUCGAAAAUUGGGAGGAAGUCAGAUUUGCCCCUGAAGAUUUGGGUAAUUACCUCUCUGACCUUUUCUUAGGUACGGGACGGUCGUGUAUUAUUGUUCCUUCGCUUAAACCAUCGGACUCGGGACGUUCACUCAAAAAUUCAGAAUCAGGACGUUGAAGUGGGAGUGGCAUUUAUGAAAAUACGUACUUUUGAGGAUCUUGUGAUGAAACAGUGAUCGUUGGAUCGGUCAUUAUUGGACACGUGUUGGCUGUUGAAGCCUGUGAUUGGUUGGCAAGUGAGAGUGUUUUAGUAUGUGACUAUGUGAGUAACCAAUAUUUGUAUAGCCCACAAAACGAAGCAGCCCAGUUUAGAAGAUGUUAUUUAUGAUAAGCCUUGAUAAAUUUGUGGCUGUGAGACGAUUUAUGUAGGAUAACAAUUGUGUUUAUUUGUUGUAUCAAUUAAUUAACAAAGAUUACCUCGAA
Arabidopsis lyrata subsp. lyrata is the source of this 2313-nucleotide messenger RNA. Its product is annotated as exocyst complex component EXO70A1. Gene Ontology annotation, biological process: exocytosis. Gene Ontology annotation, molecular function: phosphatidylinositol-4,5-bisphosphate binding. The record is from RefSeq and is a predicted model, not a curated record. Bases 191 to 2008 code for a protein of 605 amino acids. The transcript is spliced from 2 exons. Gene Ontology annotation, cellular component: exocyst. NCBI's taxonomy places the organism in Eukaryota, Viridiplantae, Streptophyta, Magnoliopsida, Brassicales, Brassicaceae.